CUUCCCCUCCUCUCCACACCGCUCUCUCCCCCACUUCUCCCCAUUUCCAAAACCUUAUCCUCUCUCUCUCUCUCUCUCUCCACACCAGGAGGCAGCAACAAUGUCUUCCUCAGCAACCUCCCUCCACUUCCUCUCUCUGACCCCCAACUCCCUCCCCCUCUCCUCCUCCAAACCCACCCCCUCUCUCUCCUCCCUCUCUCUCUCCAGACUCCCGAGUCCCAAGUCCCUCCUCUCUCUCCCCUCUCCGUUCCUCCACUUCCCGUCCCGACUCGUCGUCGCGCGAAACGUCUCCGUUUCGUCCGAGUUCGAGCAGGACGAGGAGGAGGUCGCGCUGAGCGACGAGGAGGAACCCAGUUUCUCGCCCGACCUCAAGGUGUUCGUUGGGAACUUGCCGUUUAGCGUUGAUAGUUCCACGCUCUCCGAAGUCUUCGAACGGGCUGGAAAUGUUGAGAUGGUCGAGGUUAUAUAUGACAAAAUAACUGGAAGAAGCCGAGGGUUUGGUUUUGUGACAAUGUCUACGGCUGAGGAGGCUGAGGCAGCUGCUCGGGAACUUAACGGCUAUGAACUUGCUGGAAGGGAAUUGAGGGUGAAUUAUGGGCCUCCUCCUCCGAGGGAAGAAUCUUCUUUUAGGGGGUCCAGGGGUGGGGGAAGUGGGGGAAGUUUUGGUAACACAAAUAGGCUUUACGUGGGCAAUCUUUCAUGGGGUGUUGACGAUUUGACCCUUGAAAACGUGUUUAGUGAGCACGGAAAGGUUAUUGAAGCCAGGGUUAUUUGUGAUAGAGAGAGUGGCAGGUCAAGGGGUUUUGGGUUCGUCACCUAUGGUUCUGCAGAUGAGGUCAGCAGUGCAAUCGAAGCAUUGGAUGGUGCUGACCUAAAGGGCAGGAACAUCCGAGUAAGCUUGGCCGAAGAUCGGUCGAGGCGUCAGUUUUGAGUAUUGGAUCUUUUGAGGUUUUUUUUCCUGCUAAGGACACCUGUAAGGUUUCUGGGGUGAUGCAGUUGCAAUGUGUUUGUUUGUCACUUAAGUUGAAGAAUUUGCUCCUUCCAACUGGGUAGCGGGGUAUUUAAUCUCUGUAUACCGAUUAAAAGGGUCCAUGGAUGCGUUGAAACUUUUGGUGCAUAUGUUCUGAAUGCUACCCGUCCAGGACAGUGAUUGUAAUGUAUCCCUUGGUGCUUUUGGUUACUUCUUGGGCUCUGUGUUUCAUCUAGUGGAGUAGAUCACUGCGUGGUUAUGCACUCAACUUCAUUCGAGAUGAUGUUACGUCAUCUACUCCGAACUGUAGUUUGUAAACAUCUUAAGUGGUCUCAAUUCAUUUGCGAUGAUGUUAUGCCUA
Messenger RNA from Rhododendron vialii, 1331 nucleotides. Its product is annotated as 29 kDa ribonucleoprotein A, chloroplastic-like. Gene Ontology annotation, molecular function: mRNA binding. The record is from RefSeq and is a predicted model, not a curated record. Gene Ontology annotation, cellular component: cytosol. Bases 101 to 931 code for a protein of 276 amino acids. NCBI's taxonomy places the organism in Eukaryota, Viridiplantae, Streptophyta, Magnoliopsida, Ericales, Ericaceae. The transcript is spliced from 5 exons.